Puccinia triticina is the source of this 960-nucleotide messenger RNA. RefSeq lists its product as uncharacterized. The transcript has a single exon. Bases 1 to 960 code for a protein of 319 amino acids. The record is from RefSeq and is a predicted model, not a curated record. Lineage: Eukaryota; Fungi; Basidiomycota; Pucciniomycetes; Pucciniales; Pucciniaceae.
AUGCGUAGAGCCACUAAUCAUGACCAACUGCAAGGAGGCCUACGUCACACUCCCCACCAACCUCAUUGUCGCCAUCCCCGUGCACCGCAUGAAUGCCGCGUGACUGGUGAUGGAAUCCAACCUAGCCAACACGGGAUGUCCAGCCAUGUUCAGAUCGAAGGACGCUCCGAUAGAACCCAAAUCGCCCAGGAUCUGAAUAUCAGUCAUCUCAAAAGACUUCGAAUUCCACCUGGUUUAAAACACGAACGACAACGAAUUCCCACUGUGCAACUCGAGCGGACUCCUGCUUCCGAAUCGGAACUCGGGGCGAAGAGAAUAUCUCCCUAUAUUCCUCGCCAUUCUCGUACUGCCCUGUCCCCCUGUCUGUCGCCCCCUUCGAGAAUUAUCUCUUCAAUAUCUCGAUUGGGUCCGGGAGGGUGCACAAAGAUCCUUUCCAAAAUUGGUCAGCCAGGCGUCGUGCAUCAUCCAGUGCUCAAUUCGAGUGACGAGAAUGUGGACUUGCAAACGAAGGUUUAUAAUUUAUCGCCGUCCUGGUGUUCGCCAAAUCUCCGAAAGUCAGCCCAUAGAUAUGUCGUGUCUGACGGCGAAUAUCAAAAUCCGGAUAACGAAAUACUCGCAGGUUUCUUGAAGAACAAUGGGGGUUAUUUAGACGAUAGUGAUGACGAGCAAGAAGAACUGGAAGAACAAGAUACGCCUGGAAAUACGAUGAUGGCCACGCUCAAUUUCCUAAAAAGAAGAAUCCAAUACCCAUUUGAAUUCCGCUCUCCCCGUUAUACUCAGCCCUCGUCCUCUCAAGCGUCUUACAGCUCAACGUCUUUCAGUAACUCCACUCGAACGAUUUCAGCCUAUUCUACUAAUUCAAGCCUAUCUGUAGACCAAUCUCAUGACGAUCAAAUCUACAAACCUCCCUCGACUCCACGUGGCAUUUCAGGCUUUCGUUAUGGCUACUCAUCAGGAUGA